Messenger RNA from Anopheles maculipalpis, 1202 nucleotides. Its product is annotated as CLIP domain-containing serine protease B4-like. Gene Ontology annotation, biological process: proteolysis. The transcript has 5 exons. Gene Ontology annotation, molecular function: serine-type endopeptidase activity. Bases 30 to 1187 code for a protein of 385 amino acids. NCBI's taxonomy places the organism in Eukaryota, Metazoa, Arthropoda, Insecta, Diptera, Culicidae. The record is from RefSeq and is a predicted model, not a curated record.
UCUAGAGCAAGCAAGUACGACGUCACACGAUGGGCAAAUUAGUGUGGCAUAUUCUGGUGCUGUGUUCCGUCGGGUGUCUUAAGCAGUCUGCAGACGCCCAAUAUCUUUCCAGCUGUCAAAAUCCGGACGGCGAGCAUGGCACCUGUGUGCUGGUACGCGAAUGUCCCUUUGCCCGGGCCGUGCUGAUGAAGCACAAACACUCGAACAAUGACAUCCGGUACCUUGAGGCGAUACGGUGCGGGAUGCUCGAGACAAAGGCGCUCGUGUGCUGCAACGCACCGAACAUCACCCAAACGGAUAAACCGGUUGACGGGGAGACGAUUGCCGAACUGGUCGAAAAUCGGUUCAGCACACCGGAGGAGAAAAAAAGUUUACUGCCGACGGUGUGCGGUGUCGAUACGUACCGUGGCCCGGUCCGUGGGGAGCAGACGGGGCUGUUCGAUUUUCCGUGGAACGUCCUGAUUCAGCACCGGACAAAAGAUGGCGAGAAUCGUUUCCAUUGUGGUGGAUCACUGAUCAGCGAUCGAUACGUACUAACAGCUGCUCGCUGCAUAAUGGGCAUCAAAAAAACCUGGACAGUCGUAUCGGUACGGGUAGGUGAAUGGAAUUUGCAAACCAAUCCCGACUGUACCUCAACGUCCGAUGACACUGAAUGUGCCAUCCCGGUUCAGGACAUUGCUAUCGAAAAAAUUACCAUCCCCACCAACUACACCGGCACAGGCUCACCGGCAGUGAAGCAAGACAUCGCCCUGCUCCGUUUAGCGCGGAAGAUAGAAUUCAACGAAUCAGUUGCUGCUAUCUGUUUACCACUCGAUACGACCUCGUGGACCAGUUAUAGCACCGAGAGUGGCCAGUUUUAUGAGAGCGGCUGGGGAAAAACGCCCGACGCCGUUGGUAGUGAUCACAAAUGGAACUACGCCUCGGUGGGUGUUUCGCGAGAUGUUUGCCGUACCCAGUAUCCACACGCCAGCAUAGAUGAGGAACACAUUUGUGCUACGCCACAGCGGGAGCAGGAUACGUGCAGGGGUGACACUGGGGGGCCACUGAUGUAUUCUCAUACGGAUCGUGCCUGGUAUCUGGUCGGUGUCGGCAGCUUCCGUAAGCAGUGUGCCAUUGUUGGUGAGCCUGCCGUCUAUACGAAUGUGGCCACCUUUACCGAUUGGAUUAUUGACAAUCUUGAGCCGUAGAAGCAAUCUUUAUUG